AUGUCGGCACUCAGCGCGCUGCCCUUCCUGAAGCCGGUCCAGCUGCGGUCGCCCCGCAGCUCGCCCGGGGGCCAGCGCCGGCACACGCUGCCCGCCAGCGAGUUCCGCUGCCUCAGCCCCGAGGAUGCCGUCAGCGUGUUCGAGAUCGAGCGCGAAGCCUUUAUAUCAGUUUCUGGGGACUGUCCCCUGCACCUGGAUGAGAUCCGCCACUUCCUGAACCUGUGCCCGGAGCUGUCCCUCGGCUGGUUUGAGGAAGGGAGGCUCGUGGCUUUCAUCAUUGGCUCCCUCUGGGACCAGGAGAGGCUCAGCCAGGCAGCGCUGACCCUGCACAAGCCGCAGGGCUCGGCCGUGCACAUCCACGUGCUGGCCGUGCACCGCACCGUGCGCCAGCAGGGCAAGGGCUCCAUCCUGAUGUGGCGCUACCUGCAGCACCUGCGCUGCCUGCCCUGCGCCCGCCGCGCCCUGCUCAUGUGCGAGCCCUUCCUCGUGCCCUUCUACCAGAAGUGCGGCUUCCAGGCGCUGGGGCCCUGCCAGGUGACCGUGGGGGAGCUGGCCUUCGUGGAGAUGCAGCACCCGGUGCGGGGACACGCCUUCAUGCGCAGGAACAGCGGCUGCUGAGGCCCCGCUGGCCUGGCCUGCCUGGGGGUGACAGGCUGCAGCCCCCCUCCAUCCCCACGCUGUGAUCCAUCGUCCCCAGCUGGCCCUGGAUACAGCUGCUCCCUCUGCCACUUCUGCCUGCCAGCCACACCGGCCUGGCCCCGUCCCAUCCCUGCGGGGCUGGGCACAGGAAUUCCUGCCUGAUCCUGC
This is a messenger RNA of Pyrgilauda ruficollis (rufous-necked snowfinch), 807 nucleotides long. RefSeq names its product aralkylamine N-acetyltransferase (gene AANAT). Gene Ontology annotation, cellular component: cytoplasm. The record is from RefSeq and is a predicted model, not a curated record. NCBI's taxonomy places the organism in Eukaryota, Metazoa, Chordata, Aves, Passeriformes, Passeridae. The transcript has 3 exons. Gene Ontology annotation, molecular function: aralkylamine N-acetyltransferase activity. The coding region runs from base 1 to 618 and encodes 205 amino acids. Gene Ontology annotation, biological process: circadian rhythm; melatonin biosynthetic process; response to light stimulus.